Drosophila ananassae is the source of this 575-nucleotide messenger RNA. Its product is annotated as complex III assembly factor LYRM7. Gene Ontology annotation, biological process: mitochondrial respiratory chain complex III assembly. The transcript has 4 exons. The record is from RefSeq and is a predicted model, not a curated record. Bases 111 to 524 code for a protein of 137 amino acids. NCBI's taxonomy places the organism in Eukaryota, Metazoa, Arthropoda, Insecta, Diptera, Drosophilidae.
GAGCUGGUGGUGGCACUCCACCUACUUAAUUAAUCUCGAAAAAAGGCUAGCCUCUGCGGCGAUUUCCGCCACACCGUGAGCUGGUCACACUUUGUUUACCAUCUGUUACCAUGUCCAAUUUGCGGCGCCAGGUACUUAGUGCCUUCAAGAAGCUCCAUCGUACGCGUCAAUAUGUAUUUCAGGGCGAUGUUAACGCACUGGCGGCGGGACGCCUUAAAAUCAACGAAUCGUUCCUCCAAAAUCGAGGCGAAACAAACGAGGAUGAGAUUCAAAAGAUGAUCAAGUUGGCGCAGGAUGUGGACCACGAGUUGCGCACGAAUGUCAUCCAAGCCGAGAAGAAGGCGGAUGAUGUUUAUGAACUUCGCAUCACGCCGGAGACGACUCGACUGGAUAAUGUGGUAUUUAAUCCGGACGCGAUUAUAGAGAAACCCAGAAGGCGAGGUGGCGCCAAAAACUCGGAGGGCUGCUGUGGGGGAGCAGCCAUGGCCGCUCUGGAAGCUGAAGUUGCGGCGCGAAAAAAAUAGAACUUUCUUAAAUAUUUAGCUUUAGUAAAAAUCGUUUUAUCCAUUUCAGAA